Molecule: messenger RNA, 2617 nt
Organism: Mollisia scopiformis
Lineage: Eukaryota; Fungi; Ascomycota; Leotiomycetes; Helotiales; Mollisiaceae
Product: glycoside hydrolase family 74 protein
Exons: 5
Coding region: 455-2617 (720 amino acids)
Biological process (GO): xyloglucan metabolic process
Molecular function (GO): protein binding
Source: RefSeq, a predicted model, not a curated record
CUUUCAUCCCAAGCAAACACCAAACAUGCCCAGCCCGGCCCUUCUUUGUUCCAUAUGAACAUUUCAUCUCCAGACACCUUGAUCUUUUCCCAUCAACUCUUUCUUCCGCCAAUCGCAUCUGGUACGCGGUGGCGGAUGAUGGCGUGCUCGUGUUUAGGCAAAACCCGAUUUGAUGCGGAAAUGAAGAUUGUCACUCCACCCCGCAUUUCACGCAGCGUACCUGAAGACUGGCCGGGCCCAUCGUGGGCAAUACCGAGAAUGCUGUGGGGAAGGCAUAUAGGCUCAAAGAGAAUUUAAGCUUCAUGCCCGCUGUCUCGGGUUGCUGCUCCGAGAUUCCUGUUCUCUAAUGUAUCUGCUACGGAGGAAAGUUUUACCUCGGAAUAUGUAAGGAAAUGUGUUCUCCUUGUGAGAACAAUUUCUUUUGGGAUGCUUCACUUCUCUGGACAUACUCAGCAUGCGUUUGUUAUUCUUCCUUGGUAGUUUCCUCGCCUCAGCUGUAUCUGGUUAUACUUGGAAAAAUGUAAAAAUAGGAGGAGGUGGUGGUUUUACACCUGGAAUAGUGUUCAAUCCCACCGAAAAAGGGCUAGCAUAUGCGAGAACAGAUAUAGGAGGACUAUACCGACUCAAUGCGGACGAUUCAUGGACUCCUCUCCAAGAUCAUGCCAAUGACACAACUUGGCAUGAUUGGGGAGUGGAUGCCCUUGCAUCUGAUCCAGUUGAUCCUCGAAGAGUCUACAUCACAGUUGGAAUGUACACGAACAGCUGGGACUCAAACAAUGCCUCCGUUCUGCGCAGUGAAGACUAUGGAAAGACAUGGGCUCGAACCCCACUUCCAUUCAAAGCUGGUGGGAACAUGCCCGGUCGUGGAAUGGGCGAACGACUUGCUAUAGACCCGAAUAACAAUAAAGUGAUCUACUUUGGCGCUCGAAGCGGAAACGGUCUUUGGAGAAGUGUUGAUCAAGGAUUGUCUUUCCAAAAGGUUACGAGCUUCACUCAGGUCGGCACAUAUAUUUCGGAUUCUACCGAUACCUCUGGAUUGAACAAUGAUAUCGAUGGCCUUGCAGCUGUCACGUUCGAUCCUACUUCGCCGUUGAAGAAUGGUUCCACCUCUAGGAUUUACGUUGGUACAGCGGAUCGAAAUUCUUCAACCUGGGUCUCGAAUGAUGCUGGCGAGACAUGGACAGCGAUGGUUGGUCAACCUACGGGAGUCUUUCCUCACAAGAUGAAAUUCUCCCCGGCCGAAAAGGCAUUGUAUAUCUCAUACAAUAGUGAGUCUGGUCCUUACAGUGCUGGUACUGGAUACGUCUAUCGAGUUUCAUCGAAUGGAACGUUCACCAAUAUUACUCCCGCUUGGGCUGCGAAGAAUAGCGUUUCGAUUGGGUACGGAGGAUUAGCGCUAGAUACUCAGAAGCCAGGAACGUUGAUGGUCGCCGCCAUGAACCUUUGGUACCCUGAUGUUCAGAUUUUCAGGAGUACUGACUCAGGAGCUUCUUGGACCACGAUCUGGGAUUAUGUAAACGGAAAUCAGGCAAAAUACUACACCUACGACACAGCCAAAGCACCCUGGAUCAACAACCAACGCCAACCAACCGACACCAAGAUCCUCGGCUGGAUGGUCGAAGCCCUCGAAAUCAACCCCUUCGACAGCAACCAUUUCCUCUAUGGAACAGGCGUCACAAUCUACGGCUCCCACAACCUCUCUUCCUGGCCAAAUGCCCACAUCUCCUCCCUCGCAGACGGCAUCGAAGAAGAAAGCGUCGAAAGCCUCAUCUCGCCCCCCGGAAUCGGCAUCCCGCUCAUCAGCGCCGUCGGAGACGAUGGCGGCUUUGUACACUACGAUCUUAACAAAGCUCCGGAAAAUAGCUUCGAUAAUCCAUUCUGGAGCACAACUACCGCUAUCGACUAUGCAGGUCUAAGUCCCAAGAAUAUUCUCAGAAUAGGAAACUCUCAACUCGCAACCUCGACUAAUGCAGGUCAGAACUGGACUCUCGUCACCAGCGUCCCAUCAACGGCUUCAGGAGGCGCAAUUGCCUACGCAGCCGACGCAUCAGCCAUCGUAUGGGCAUCAUCCGCGGGCUCAUUACGAGUUUCUUCAAACACCAGCACGACCAUCUCAACCCUGCCAAGUACCGCGGCUGUGGUAGCAGAUAAAGUCAACUCCUCUUAUUUCUACGCUGGUGAUACGACCGGAAUCCUCGUUUCCAAAGACGGAGGCAAGACUUUCGCCCGCACAGCAAACAUCACGUCUUACGCCGGCGUCAAAAUGGCCGCUCAUCCCGCUGUAGCGGGGGAUGUCUGGCUGUCUACCGAUCUGGGAAUUUACCAUUCUAGUGAUUUUGGUACGAGUUUUGCGCAAAGUCCGAAUGUGCAGAGUGGGAAUUCGAUAGCGGUGGGAAAAGGAGCGGGUAAUGCAACGAAUGUGUAUUCAUUCAAUACAGUCGGAGGAAUGGCGGCGUUGAGGGUGACGGUUGAUGAGGGAGUGACUUGGAAUGUGAUUAGUGAUGCCGGAUACGGGUUUGGGAGUGCGGGGGCGAAUUGUUUGGCGGCGAGUUGGGAGACGGAGGGGUUGGUGUUUGUGGGGACGAAUGGGAGGGGGGUGUUUUAUGGGGUGCCGUGA